This is a messenger RNA of Vigna umbellata (rice bean), 1452 nucleotides long. RefSeq names its product zinc finger (C2H2 type) family protein (gene YY1). Gene Ontology annotation, molecular function: DNA-binding transcription factor activity, RNA polymerase II-specific; RNA polymerase II cis-regulatory region sequence-specific DNA binding. The record is from RefSeq and is a predicted model, not a curated record. NCBI's taxonomy places the organism in Eukaryota, Viridiplantae, Streptophyta, Magnoliopsida, Fabales, Fabaceae. Gene Ontology annotation, cellular component: transcription regulator complex; chromatin; PcG protein complex. Gene Ontology annotation, biological process: regulation of transcription by RNA polymerase II.
UUCUCCCUUUAAGCCUGCGAUAACUCCUAGUGAAGAGGAAAAGCAAGAGAGGAACCCAUUAUUGAGAAAAUGCGUCCCUGAAAACAGCAAACCCUAAAUCGAGAUAAAGGUUCGAAGAAUUUGCGAAACGAAGUGAGUUUUGGCGCGGCAGUGAAUCGUAGAUGGAGAUUCACUACAGUAGCAGCUACUUCGAAAGACGUCCCAUUCUCAAGUCCAAGGCUCCCGCAGUUAAAUGGGUUAAAGAAUGGGUUCCCCAAGAUCUUGUAACAACUGGAGGAAAAUGCAUGCUCUUAAAAUGGGUAACAGAGGAUACCUUGAAGACCUUAAAAGAAAAGACAACAGAGCCAACAAUGCCUGAGCCAGAACCAGAGCCAACUACUGAAGUACUUUUUCUUUGUAGCUAUGAUGGAUGUGGAAAGACAUUCAUAGAUGCUGGUGCAUUGAGGAAGCAUUCUCACAUCCAUGGAGAGAGGCAAUAUGUCUGUCACUACGAGGGGUGUGGAAAGAAAUUUCUGGAUAGCUCAAAAUUGAAAAGACAUUUUCUCAUUCAUACAGGGGAGAGGGAUUUUGUGUGUCCUCAUGAAGGUUGUGGUAAGGCCUUUUCCUUGGAUUUCAACUUAAGGUCUCACAUGAAAACACAUUCCCAAGAGAACUAUCAUAUCUGCCCGUACCCAGAUUGUGGAAAGAGAUAUGCUCACGAAUACAAACUAAAGAAUCACAUUGCAUCCCAUCAUGAAAAGAAUGCAUCAGUGGAUGUGACAAAAUACACUACUCCACCUUCAGAGAAACAAACAAAAACUGCUAAAUCGUCUGGAGGGGCAUAUGGUUCUGCAUCAUCCGACCGUCCCUAUGCAUGUCCAUAUGAUGGGUGUGAAAAGGCAUAUAUCCAUGAAUACAAGCUUAGACUUCAUUUGAAGAGGGAACACCCGGGGAUGAUGCCCGAUGAAAAUGCUGAGCAUGCUCAGGCUAAUAAUGUUGACAAUGAAAUGGAUGAAGCAAGUGACCAAGAUGCCUAUAUCGCGAAACGGUCAAAUGGUAAAAUUCAGAAACAGAGUAGGCCUAAACCAAGUCUUAAGUUGCCUCCUUCCAAAAUUGCAAAACGCAAAGUGUCCACUCCCACUUUAACUGUAAAUAAAAAUUCUUGGCCCGUGAAAGAUGAACCUUUUGAUGAAGAAGAUAGUGAGGAAACAGAAGAAGAUCGUGACAAUGUUGAAGAUGGUUGGAGAUAUACUGGAGGAAACAAUGAAGAUGACGAUGAAGAAACAGAAUAUGAAGACUGAAAAUCAGUUAUGGCAGCCUCUAUGAAACUUGCUUCCUUAGAGAAAUAUAUUUUCUUUUUCUUCUACAAAAAAAAAAUUCAGUUGUCUCUUUUUUAUUUGGCUAAGGAAAUGGUGUUUUGUGAAACUGAGUUGGCUAUUUACAUGCAUUAGGAAGGACUCCUAACUAUCUCUA